Messenger RNA from Chenopodium quinoa (quinoa), 2295 nucleotides. Its product is annotated as transcriptional regulator ATRX homolog. The record is from RefSeq and is a predicted model, not a curated record. Lineage: Eukaryota; Viridiplantae; Streptophyta; Magnoliopsida; Caryophyllales; Amaranthaceae. The transcript is spliced from 15 exons. The coding region runs from base 370 to 2295 and encodes 641 amino acids.
CCGAUGCAACAUUGAAGGUCACGUUACCACAGUUCAAUUUGAUGAUGCUCAAGAUAUCCAAGGCCCAAUACCACCUUUUUUGGACCAACUUCCUAAUUAGUAUACACUAGACCCUAGUGUAGGUACCAUAACCUACACCCCCUACAAAACGCAGCGUUUUGCGUUUUUCCCCUACCCCCACAAACUACAGUAACUACCCCCACUAACCACAGUAAAAAAAAAAAAACUAUCCAUAUCAAAUUAUUCUCUCUCUAAAAACCAUCUUCUUCAUUUUUGUAGAAUUUCUCUCUCAUCAACACCGUCGAAUCGGAACGAAAUUCUCUUCAAAUUAUUGCAAAAUUGCUUCAAAACACUUCAUAAUUACUUCAAAUGUCUGAUAUUCGAGAUGAAAUUAAACAACCGCAGCAGCAUUUUGAUAAAGAAGUGAUUUUGCAAAAAAACGCUUUAGAGAAGAACAUGGAAGAUAAAACUGGAAAAUCAGAGCAAAAUGUUACCAAAGAUAUGAUUUUGGAGAAAAAUACUUCACAGACGAGUAAUUUGUUGAAAAUUUCUGAAGAAAUAGACGAUGAUGAUGAUGUACCUCUUCAGUCAAGAGUAGACAAAUUGAAAAAAAACCGCCAAAAUGAUCCAAUUGUAGAUCCGGAACUUUUAAAAGAUAUUGACAAGUCAAUUGGUACGGAUUUAACAAUGUCUCCACUACCAAGUGAACAAAGUGAGAACAUUCCUGCUACUAAUGCAACAACUAAGAGUGUGUCUGCUACACAUAACACAACUGACAAAGAGAGCAGGGAUGAAAGCAAGCAAGAAGAAGUUCAACCAAAAGUGCAAAGCAAUCCAGUAAAGAAUAGUCUUGGCCAAAAAAAACCCAAAGAUGAUUCAAGAAUAACAACAUUAAAGGACAAGAUGCAAGAAAUACAUUUAGACAUAGAGAGAAACCCAAAAAAGUACAAAGAAUCGACAAUCAGAAUUAUGAGAAAUCUCAAAAGAAUGGAAAAGGCAAGCAAGGAAAUCAGGAAAGGUGAAGCAAAAAAGAAAGAAAAAGGGCCAAUAGAAGAGAAAACUGUGGAAAAAGAAGUACAAGAAGGAAAAAAAGGGACUGAAAAAGAGAAAAGCCCUAAAGACAAAACUGUGGAAGAUGUCUUUCCAAAGACAACAAAUGUAGAAGAAGGACAAGAGGGAAAAAAAGAGCCUGAAAAGGAGAAAAUCCCUAAAGAGAAAACAGUGGAAGAUGAGUCUACAAAGACAACAGAUCCGAAAGCACAAAUUGCACCUGAUUUUGUUCAAAUUGAGGAUGAAACUUAUCUUCUAGAUCAAGAUGAUGAUAAAGUUUCCACAAAACUUAGUGAGGAGACAGCUCCAUCAUCACAAAAAAGUGAUCAGUCAACCAAAAUGAAAACAAGAUACAAAAUGGUUGCAAGGAAAAACAAAAACAAAAGCCUUGUUGUUGUGCCAAGUGGUAGAAUUACAAGGAGCCAAGAUGUUCUGUUAGAUGAAUCUAAAAAGGGAAGCCUGAAGAAGGAUGUUGAGCCUGCUAAAGAAACCGCAAAAAUAGGACAGAAGAGAAGAAUGUCUACAAGGAAUUUUCCUAUUCAAAAGGAAGCUGAUGCACCACCUCCAGCACCUACUCCAAUAAAAAAAAUGGCAGGUGCUCCUGCUGAAUAUCCUCCAGACCAAGGCAAAAAGGGUGGGAAAAAGAAAACUCUAGAAGUGAAGAAAACUUCUAAGGUUGCUGGCAAAAGAAAAGCAGAUGUCAGUCCUGCCAAGAGAAAUGCUGGAAAGAGAAAAAAAAUACAAGAAGUACCAUCAGAUGAACCCUCUCAAGAUCCUGACAGUGAUGAUGAUAGUGAAGAGUCAGUUUAUAGAGCAGAAGAAGAGCCUGUCAGUGAGGAUGAUUAUGAGGUGGAGGAAGAGGAGGAAGAGGAAGAAGUAAAGCCAAGGAAGAAACAGGCAAAGAAAGGGAAUUCAGUGAAGGCAAAGGUUGAAAAGGAGGAGCAAAAGAUGGUACUGUAUGAUGAAGGAAAGAUUGAAGGUAGGAGAAAAAAGAAAAUGAAAACUGAAAUGGUUCAAGCAAUAGAAACUGAUGAAGUUGAGGAAAUUCAGGAAGAUGAAUUUGAGGAAGAGAAAUCUUCAAAGAGAGGAGGACAUGUGAAGUUCAUUGCAUGGAUAAAAAAGAUGACACCUACCCAAAAACAACAAAUUAUUGAUAUAGGGUUAGGAUCACUUCUUGACAUUAGUUUACCUCAACUUGAUCAAAAGUUCUGUAACUGGUUAUUGGGAAGUUUUGAAGAAAAAUAG